Belonocnema kinseyi is the source of this 1305-nucleotide messenger RNA. RefSeq names its product homeobox protein SIX2-like (gene Six4). Bases 1 to 1305 code for a protein of 434 amino acids. Gene Ontology annotation, molecular function: RNA polymerase II cis-regulatory region sequence-specific DNA binding; DNA-binding transcription factor activity, RNA polymerase II-specific. The record is from RefSeq and is a predicted model, not a curated record. The transcript has 4 exons. Gene Ontology annotation, cellular component: transcription regulator complex; nucleus. Gene Ontology annotation, biological process: regulation of transcription by RNA polymerase II. Lineage: Eukaryota; Metazoa; Arthropoda; Insecta; Hymenoptera; Cynipidae.
AUGUCUGACUGUUCCGAUCAACUAUCAUCGCCAAAUAGCGAUUGUAAUAGUCAAAUGGGAAUGGUUCAUCGAAAUUUGGGCUCGAUUGGACAGUUCGGCGGUUCCCCGAUGUCAGGAUUGACAAUCAGUCAUCAUCCCCAUUCGCAAAAUCUGACUCCGACGUCCAACGGAAGUCCCAGGUAUUCGCAGGAACUCACUACGUGCAAUUCCGGUAGUUUGUCUUCGAAUUUAGCAAAUUCGGGUCCUAUCAGCCUGGGAGGAAAUAGCAGUGGCUCCAGUUUUACGGAGGAGCAGAUUUCUUGUUUGUGCAAAAGCAUGAUCCAGAAAAAGGAUAUGACAAAUUUGGAAAGGUUUCUGUACACUUUGCAACCUUAUCAAUUGGUUCGAGGGGAGAGUGUAUUAAUGGCGAGAGCGGAGGUUGCAUUUCACAACCAUGCUUACACGGAUGUUUACAACAUUCUCGAGAGGAAUCACUUCUCCCAAGACAACCACCAGCAUCUUCAGCAAAUGUGGUUUAAGUCCCAUUACAUGGAAGCCGAAAAAAUUCGAGGUAGAAAAUUAGGAGCAGUUGACAAAUACAGAUUGCGGAAAAAGCAUCCCCUGCCACGGUCCAUUUGGGACGGAGAGGAAACAGUCUACUGCUUUAAGGAACGCUCCAGAAACGCCCUGAAAGAAUGUUAUCUCAAAAAUAGGUACCCAACGCCUGAUGAAAAGAAGAGUUUAGCCAAGAAAACCGGACUUACGCUCACCCAGGUGUCCAACUGGUUUAAGAAUCGACGACAGCGAGAUCGCACCCCUCAGACAAGAUCGGACAUGAUGCCCUUGAAUUGUCAGAGCACAGUGAAUGGAAAUUUGAACGGGUCUGUCAGCAGCAGUACUGGUCAUCAAUCCAUGCAAAAUUUGGAUUCGGGGAGUCCAAAUUUGGCAAUGUCUCCACUCUCAACAAUGGGGUUGUCUCCUGUAGGAAUGAACCCUUGUAGUCCAAUGGUAAUGAGUCCCAUGGGGCCUCAUCAUCAUGGCUAUGCGACUCCGGUGACUCCAUCCCCUGUUCAUUCCUCACAUCCUCACAACGGAGCCCUAAGUCCCAUGAAUGACGUUAAGGCACUUUGUUAUGGUCGCGCCGUUUACGAUGGCGGUAAAGAUAUGGAUCAAAGCCCAGUCUACUACUCGAGUCAUUCGAGCAUGUCCCAUCAUCAGUAUUACCAACAAACACACCAUCAGAUGAUGGGUUCUCACCAUCAUCAUCAGCAAGGAAUGUCAUCAGGAUAUGAGAUUAUGCUUCCCCCGCCCCAGCACACCAUGUGA